This is a messenger RNA of Nothoprocta perdicaria, 2018 nucleotides long. RefSeq names its product family with sequence similarity 69 member B (gene DIPK1B). Bases 9 to 1304 code for a protein of 431 amino acids. The transcript has 5 exons. Gene Ontology annotation, molecular function: calcium ion binding. Lineage: Eukaryota; Metazoa; Chordata; Aves; Tinamiformes; Tinamidae. The record is from RefSeq and is a predicted model, not a curated record.
CUCGCAGCAUGCGGAGGCUCCGGCGCCUCGCGCAGCUGGUGCUUUUCUGCCCGCUCCCCACGGGCCUGCAGAGCCGCCUGCCUGGCAUCAAGGUGAAGUACCUGCUGGURCUCUGGCUGGGCAUCUUCGUGGGCAGCUGGGUGGCCUACGUGCACUACGCGUCCUACUCGGAGCUCUGCCGCGGCCACGUGUGCCGCGCCGUCAUCUGCGACCAGUACAGGAAGGGCAUCAUCUCGGGCUCGACGUGCCGGGAGCUGUGCGAGGAGCUGACCCUCCGCUUCCAGCGCUGCCUCUCCUCGUCCGCCGCGCAGCAGGUCUACAGCGGGCUCUGGAAGGACARGGAGGUCGUCAUCAAAUGCGGCAUCGGGGAGGCCCUCCGGGCCGGGGGCAGCCCGGAGGCGGCGCCGCGCCGGGACCUGGUUCUCUUUGACAAGCCGACGCGCGGGACGUCCAUGGACGAGUUCAGGGAAAUGCUCCUCAGCUUCCUCAAGUCCAACCUCGGGGAGCAGCCCUCCCUCGCAGCCCUGGUGGGCCAGAUCAUCGCCAUGGCAGACGUGAACAGGGACGGGAAGGUUUCCUUGGCRGAGGCCAAAUCCAUCUGGGCGCUGCUGCAGCUCAACGAGUUCCUGCUGCUGCUCUCGCUGCACGAGAAGGAGCACGCGCCCAAGCUGCUCGGCCACUGCGGGGACCUCUACGUCACCGAGAAGAUCCCCCACAACUCGCUGUACGGGACGGAGGUGCCCCGCGUCCUGCAGGCGCUGCUGCCCUCCGCCGUCCACCGCCUCGUCCACCAGUGGUUGGCGCCGGCGUGGCCCCGCCGGGCCAAAAUCGCCAUCGGCCUCUUGGAGUUCGUGGAGGAGAUAUUCCACGGGACGUACGGGACCUUCUACAUCUGCGACGCCAGCUCGGCCAACGUGGGCUACAACGACAAGUACGACUUCAAAAUGGUCAACCUGGGCACGGUGGCGACGGAGGCGGCGGUGAGGGCCUUCCUCAAGGGGCGGCACUGCGAGCAGAACGGGGACUGCACCUACGGCAGGGACUGCACGGCCUCGUGCGACAAGCUGCUCAAGCAGUGCAAGGGCGACAUGGUGCAGCCCAACCUGGCCAAGGUGUGCGCGCUGCUGCAGGACUACGUGCUGCACGGCGCGCCCGCCGAGCUGCAGCACGAGCUGCAGAAGCAGCUCCGCACGUGCACCACGCUCAGCGGCCUCGCCAGCCAGAUGGAAGUGCAUCACUCCCUCGUGCUGAACAACCUCAAGACCUUGCUCUGGAAGAAGAUUUCCAACACCAAAUAUUCCUAGCGGGGGAAGCAGCGGGACGGGGUUUCCRGGCUGGUGUUGAGCACGGGAUUAGAGGGCUUGGUUUCUCCGUCCUUGGCCCCGUAGGAAGACGUCGGAGCUCCGCGUUUUGCAGCCCCUUCUGCUUCGUGACAAGCAGCACAUCGUGACUUCCAGCACCCAGCAGCAUCAUCGACACCGCGUUUUGGCUCUGCGCUGCACAGCGGGAGCAUCCGGAGCCUGGGGACAGGCUGGGGGAGGAGGACGAGAUAGGAAGAGCUYGGGAGCCCGAGCCCAGGUGGGAGCAUCCAACUUCCACCCGCCUGCUUCUCCGUCAGCAGGAAAGCAGCGCAGAAAGGCGAGAACGAAUCACUCAUGCUGUACUUGCCACUUCUUAUUUUGAUGAGCAGCUCUGAUGUAAAUAAAAAGCUUUUCCAUGAACCRCACCACUACAUCGACAGCAAAACAGCAGCCUCUUAAAUACCAGCUUUUUGGGGAACUAAGAGAGGAAGGUAAAAUUUCCCUACCCCGAAGUGUCCGAGUCAUUUGCCAUAAGAUCCAGCUGUAACUUCGGAAGCAAAAUCAGCCACCUUUCCCACACAAGAGAAACCUGCCACUUGUGUCGCUCCUUGGGAAGAAGGGCUACAGCCAAGGGCUGCAACACAAACCCUUCUGACAGGUUAUAUAUGCUCCAUUACUCCAUAUAUAUAUGUGUGUGUAUAUGUACACAGACACACC